CUCGCGCUCAGUCGAUAUGGAGUUGUUGCUGAAGCUGGUCGCAUUCAUCCUGCGCGUGGUCAACCUCGUGCUCGAACCGAUCCUGGCGAGGUUGGGAGGACCACCACGGACCGAACCGUUUCCGGUGAUCCAGAACGAGCUGCUGCUCGUACCGGCUACAGAACUCGCGGAAAGGAUACGCCAACGUACCGUCCGCUCGGUGGACGUGGUUCGAGCGUACGUGUUGCGGAUUCGAGAGGUGAAUCCGCUCAUCAACGCGGUUGUGGAGGAACGCUUUGAAGCUGCACUUGCGGAUGCAGUUGCGGCAGAUGAACGCGUGGCGGUUUGUGCUGGUGAUGAGGAUGCCCUUAAGAAGCUGGCGAAAACCAGCCCAUUGUUGGGUGUACCGAUUACGGUGAAGGAGAGCUGUUCGCUGCAGGGCCUAGCGUUGAGUGGUGGAGUGGUACAUCGACAGAACCUGACGGCUGAACAGGAUGGAGAGACUGUCGGUCUGUUGAGGGCUGCUGGAGCUAUCCCGCUGUUAGUGUCCAACACACCUGAGUACUGUAUGGCGUUUGAAUCGUACAACAACGUGACGGGUCGGACACGCAAUCCGUAUGAUCCACGACGCACCCCAGCCGGGUCUUCUGGUGGGGAAGGAGCGUUAAUCGGGGCAGGAGCCUCUGUGUGUGGGGUUGGAAGCGAUCUAGGUGGGUCGAUCCGCAUUCCGGCGCUUUUCUGCGGAAUCUUCGGCCACAAACCCUCGGCAGGGAUCGUCUCCAUCAAGGGACACAUGCCCGUCUGCAGCGAUGCCCAUUUCGAUCAGUUUCUUUCGCUUGGGCCCAUGUGCCGGUACGCAACGGAUCUACCACUGCUGCUGGAUGUCAUGAGCGGACCGAACGCCUCCAAGUUGCGCCUUAGCGAACCGGUUGAUGUGGACAAGGUGAAGAUCUACUACCCGCAAAAGCUGGAUCUGACCAUAAAUGCCGUCCCGAUUGCACCGGAAAUUCGCGAAGCACUCCGGAGUGCCGUGAAACACUUCCAGAAUAAGGGCACCUACUCGGAACCACUGAACUUCCGGUACUUCUGCGACAGCAUGCAGAUCGCUUCGACCUCACUGCAAACGCUGAAGGAUGUGCCGAGCGUGUUCAAGACGAACAAACCGAACCUCCUGUGGGAACUGGUGAAGGUGAUGAUGGGUCAAUCCGAGCACACGUUUGCGGUAAUCUUCAUGUAUCUGCUGUCCGCGUCGAAGGCAACCGUGACUGAGCAACAUCGGGCCCGGUACAUGCGGAUGGCCGCUGAGCUGAAGAAGGACUUCACCGAUAAAUUGGCCACCGAUGGCGUGUUUCUGAUGCCUUCCUUCCCGAAGCCGGCGUUGCGCCAUUACGAAUCGUUCGGUCACGUCACCGGGUUUAUGUACACGAUGAUCAUGAAUGCUCUUGGUCUGCCUGCGACUCAGGUACCGCUUGGAUUUAACCGUGACGGGCUGCCCGUGGGCAUCCAGGUGGUGGCCGGACCGAACCAGGACCGUCUAUGCAUUGCGGUGGCUCGAGAGUUGGAGAAGGCGUUUGGUGGUUGGCAGCCACCGAAGUAACCGACUGGUACUAAGCAUCCCCCUACUCAAUAGCGGACGCAAUAGUGUUGUAGCGAGCUGAAGGGAGAAAACUGACAUUCGACACCGGGCGUUUGCCUUCGUCCGGAACAUUCCAGCUGUCCCGACUCGGUACUAGUGUGCAUGCGUAUGCCCACGCACUAUGUGUGCGAGGAGACGUUGUUCUGUACGAUUAAAUAGAGGUUAUACUCGUAAAUAAAUU
Messenger RNA from Anopheles nili, 1796 nucleotides. Its product is annotated as fatty-acid amide hydrolase 2-A-like. The transcript has 3 exons. Bases 17 to 1576 code for a protein of 519 amino acids. Lineage: Eukaryota; Metazoa; Arthropoda; Insecta; Diptera; Culicidae. The record is from RefSeq and is a predicted model, not a curated record.